UUUAUCACUCCAGGUGGCGAGUCCGGCUCAGCAGAUACGGCUCGAGACCCACGAGGCUUCGCUGUGAAAUUUUACACAGAGGAAGGAAAUUGGGACUUAGUCGGCAAUAACACACCAAUUUUCUUUAUUCGUGAUCCAAUCCAAUUCCCUAACUUCAUCCACACUCAAAAGAGAAACCCGCAAACACAUCUGAAAGAUAUGGACAUGAUGUGGGAUUUCUGGGGACUUCGACCCGAAUCCACGCAUCAGGUGAUGUUCUUGAUGUCGGAUAGAGGAACUCCUGACGGGUUCCGUUUCAUGAACGGCUAUGGCUCUCACACCUUCAAGAUGGUCAACGAAGAGGGAGAACCGGUUUAUUGUAAAUUCCACUUCAAGGCACAAAAGAUCAAGAAUCUUUCUGCGGCCGAUGCUGCUCGUCUUGCUGGCGAGGAUCCAGACUUACGCGAUUCGCGACCUGUGAUGACAUUCGAGCAGGCUGAGAAAUGGCCGAUGAAUCCAUUUGACGUCACCAAAGUCUGGCCUCACGGUGAAUUCCCAUUGAUUCCCGUUGGUACCAUGACCCUCAACAGAAAUCCGAAGAAUUAUUUCGCUGAGUGUUCUCUGACCGCCUACAAAGGCAAAAGUCGUAGCCGCCUCCAAACUAGUCAUCCAAGAACGGCUUACUUAAGGAAAAAUGUUGCCCCAUUAUUCGGCAGCGUGUUAAACAAUGAGGAACGAGAUCGGCUUGUCGAAAACAUCUUCUCGACGAUGAAGGAUUGCAAAUCGUUCAUUCAAGAUCGUGCAAUUCAGAAUUUCGGAAAGGUACAUCCGGACUUUGGCAACAAACUUCGAAAGAAGAUUGACACCUACAAAGCCAGCAAGGAAGCUCGUCCACACAUCUAA
Molecule: messenger RNA, 882 nt
Organism: Ostertagia ostertagi
Lineage: Eukaryota; Metazoa; Nematoda; Chromadorea; Rhabditida; Trichostrongylidae
Source: the annotation of a GenBank genome assembly